UCCUCGUCCUCCAGUCCAGCAGGCGUCACUGUUGUCUCUGUUUCCUGCCGCUGGAUCGCUUUGUCCGCUCCGAGACUCAAAGUGCGCAAAGAGGAGGAAGAUGUCCGACGUGCAGCUGCUGCGGGUGUCGGUACAUGAGCGGAUCAGCGCCGUCGCCGAAGACUUUCUACUGCAGCUGGAGAAAGGAGGAGAAACGGCUCGAGUCCCGGCUCUGAGAGCAAUGCUAACCGAGCGGCUAACGGCUGCGGGGGAGGAGAUCCUGGCGGUGUUCGAAGACAAAAUGGAGCGGUCCGAGCGGGAGAUCUGCCGCGAGAGGAGGCUGCUGGAGGCCGUGAUGAUGCCCGAACUCCGGCUGCACCGAGUUGACAUACAGCAGCUGAUGGUGAAUAAAGAAGAGGUUCCCCCUAAGCAGCAGCAGUGGAGCCCCAUUGUGGACCAGGCGGACCCAGAGCCCCCCCACAUUAAAGAGCAACAGGAGGAACAGUGGACCAAUCAGGAGGGAGAGCAACUUCAACAACUUGAGCAGGCUGAUAUAAAGUUCACAUUGACUGCUGUCACUAUGAAGAGUGAAGAAGAUGAAGAGAACCCAGAGUUGUCACAGCUUCAUCAGAAUCAGACUGAGGAGAACAGAGCGGACUGUGGAGAACAAGAACCAGCCAGGAACUCAGGUCCUCAUGGACAUUUACAACAAGGUACUGAGGACAAGACUGAAGACUCUUCUGAGACUGAGGACAGAGAAGAUGAUUGGAUGCAGACCAGGGAACCUCAGUCUGGUUUAAAUUCAAAAAAUAACAAAAAGCCUCUAAGUGAUAUGAAAUCAUUUGUAUGUUCUGACUGUGGUAGAAGAUUUCCUCAUAAGUGCCGUCUAACUUCACACAUGAGGACGCAUAGAGGAAAGAAACCGUUUAGCUGCUCAGAGUGUGGUCUAAAAUUUAAAGAAGAAUGUAAUCUAACUUCACAUAUGAAGACUCAUACAGGAAAGAAACUGUUUAGUUGCUCCGAGUGUGGAGAAAGAUUCAGAAGAAAGAUCCAUCUAACUUCACAUAUGAAGACUCAUACAGGAGAGAAACUGUUUAGUUGUUCCGAGUGUGGAGAAAGAUUCAGAAGAAAGAUCCAUCUAACUUCACAUAUGAAGACUCAUACAGGAGAGAAACUGUUUAGUUGUUCCGAGUGUGGAGAAAGAUUCAGAAGAAAGAUCCAUCUAACUUCACAUAUGAAGACUCAUACAGGAGAGAAACUGUUUAGUUGUUCCGAGUGUGGAGAAAGAUUCAGAAGAAAGAUUGAUCUAACUCCACAUAUGAAGACUCAUACAGGAGAGAAACUGUUUAGUUGCUCCGAGUGUGGAGAAAGAUUCAGAAGAGAGAUCCAACUAACAGUACAUAUUAAGACUCACCCAGAAGAGAAACUGUUUAGUUGUUCCGAGUGUGGAGAAAUUUUCAGAAGAAAGAUCCAUCUAAUUUCACAUAUGAAGACUCACACAGAAGAGAAACUGUUAAGUUGUUCCGAGUACGGAGAAAGAUUCAGACAAAAGAUCCAUCUAACUGUACAUAUGAAGAUUCACACCGAAGAGAAACCGUUUAGUUGUUCCGAGUGUGGAGAAAGAUUCAGAGAAAAGAUCCAUCUAACUGUACAUAUGAAGAUUCAUACAGAAGCGAAACUGUUUGUUCUCCUGGUCCCCCUUGUGGACCAGGAGGACCCAGAGCCCCCCCACAUUAAAGAGCAGCAGGAGGAACUGCGGAUCAAUCAGGAGCGAGAGCAGCUUCAAGAACUUGAGCAGGCUGAUAUAAAGUUCCCAUGGACUGCUGUCCCUAUGAAUGGUGAAAAAGAUGAAGAGCAACCUGAGUUGUCACAGCCUCAUCAGAGUCAGACUGAGGAGAACAUAGCGGACUGUGGAGAAGAAGAACCAGCCAGGAACUCAGGUCCUGAUGGACAUUUACAACAAGGUACUGAGGACAAGACUGAAAACUCUUCUGAGACUGAAGGCAGUGAAGAUGAUUGGAUGCAGACAUGGGAACCUCAGUCUAGUUUAAAUUAAAAAAAUAACGAAAAGCCUAUAAGUGAUAUGAAAUCAUUUGAUUGUUAUGAGUGUGGAGAAAAAUUUGGACGACAGAAGCUUCUAAUUUUACACAUGAGGAUUCAUACAAAAGAGAGACUGUUUAUUUGCCCCGAGUGUGGAAGCAGAUUCUUACAAAGGCGCCUUCUAAAUAAUCACAUGAAGGAUCAUACAGAAGAGAAACAAUUUAUAGAUAAAAGAUUUAGACGAAUGGCUGAUGCAUCUUCAUAUUAUUAGUGAAGGAGAGAAUUUCUUUCACCCUAGAAAAAAUAACUCAUUGAAUAACAUGAAAGAUAUCGUUGAUAUUUUUUGUUUCUACAGAUUUGAUUUACGCAAGUAUUUUUCAUAAUGUCCUGUGUGUAUUGUAAAAAACACGCUCUAAAUUAACAGCUGAAUAUACAUAAGAGAAGUCAUACUGGAGAUAAACUAUUAAAUUGCUCCUAGGGUUUUAAAAUAAUUAAACUAAUGGGUAAUCUAACUGUGUAUACGAUUAGUCAUACAGCAGAUCAUUAUUUUACUUGCUCUCAGUGUGAAAAAAGAUAUUUCUUGUUCUCACUGAUUUAUGCCUCAUAUAAUACACACCUAUACAGUGAAGGAAAUGAUACCUUGCAGAUUUUGUAAGUUUGACCACUGACUAAAAAAUUAACAAUCGUUAAUGGUAGGUUUAUUGUAGCAUUGAGAGACAGAAUAUCAACAAAAUCACCAAGCUACCUGCCGAUGGUCUUGUAGCCCAUUCCAGCCUUGUGCAGGUCUAAAAUCUUGUCCCUGGCUUCCUUAGACAGCUCUUUGGUCUUGCCCAUGGUGGUGAGGUUGGAAUCUGACUGACUGAUUCUGUGGUAAGUGUAUGAGUUGUAUAUAUGUACAAAUAAAUAUGUAUAAAUACACAUUUAUAGCUAAAUUUGUAUUAUCUUAAUUGCAUUUAUUAUUACAUAUAUUUUUUGUACAAGUAAACAAUAUAUUCCUAGGUAUAUAGGAAGCUUGUUAAUUAAUGACUUAUGGAGAAGGGGUGAGAUUAAAUAAGUUUGUGCUCUUCACUCAUUUUGGAAUAUGUAGAUGAAGUCUUGAAGUCUGCUCAUAACUAAUUGAAAAUAUAUAUUUUUCAGUUUAUAUUUUUUACAUGUUGGUGUAAAUGUUAUUUUUUUAUUUGCAUGUCCAAACUAAAUAAA
Molecule: messenger RNA, 3219 nt
Organism: Platichthys flesus (European flounder)
Lineage: Eukaryota; Metazoa; Chordata; Actinopteri; Pleuronectiformes; Pleuronectidae
Product: zinc finger protein 25-like
Exons: 2
Coding region: 101-2035 (644 amino acids)
Biological process (GO): regulation of transcription by RNA polymerase II
Molecular function (GO): DNA-binding transcription factor activity, RNA polymerase II-specific; RNA polymerase II cis-regulatory region sequence-specific DNA binding
Source: RefSeq, a predicted model, not a curated record